Molecule: messenger RNA, 4670 nt
Organism: Pogoniulus pusillus (Red-fronted tinkerbird)
Lineage: Eukaryota; Metazoa; Chordata; Aves; Piciformes; Lybiidae
Gene: CD99L2
Product: CD99 molecule like 2
Exons: 11
Coding region: 153-929 (258 amino acids)
Biological process (GO): positive regulation of neutrophil extravasation; homotypic cell-cell adhesion; T cell extravasation
Cellular component (GO): plasma membrane
Source: RefSeq, a predicted model, not a curated record
GCACACACCCAGACGGGAACGCAGCCCAGACAGUGCGGGGAGCUGGGAGCACGGGAGGCGGUGGCAUUGUGCGCCCGCCCCAAUCCCGUCCCGCCCCGCCCCGGCGGAGACAGGCGGCCCUUCCCGCGGCAGAGCUGCAGCCUUUCCGCGACAUGGACAGCCGCGGUCUCCUGGGGCUCCUCCUCGCCGUCGCCGCGCUGCUGGGUGCAGGGCAUGGGGACGGCUCAGAAGACUUCAACCUAGAAGAUGCCCUCCUUGACGUUGUCACCAAGAGACCCACUCCCAAAGGCCCCAGGAAGCCGGCAAGUGGGACAGGCUUUGAUUUGGCUGAUUACUUUGACACCUUUCCGGAGACUACCACCAAACCACCCAAGCCAGCUCCGAAGCCCUUCCCCAGGCCAGGGAAGCCAGACAACAGCUUUUGGGAUGUCAUCCACACCACCACAACCAAGCAGCCAAAAACUACAAGGGCUCCCCCCAAGCACUCAGGAAAGAAUCCUAUGGAUUUUGACUUGGCUGAUGCCCUUGAUGAUAAAAACGAUAGGAAAGAUCCCGGGAGAUCGAAUGUAAACCCAGGUGAAGCAUUUUCAGACAGUGACCUGGAGGAUGUCGUGGCCGGUGGCUACAGCCCGGACAAGAAGAAGGGUGAUGGGGGUAGCACUAACGGCGACUACGGAGGCACAGCAGUGGAGACAGGAACAAUCGCCGGUAUUGCCAGCGGCCUGGCCAUGGCUCUCAUCGGGGCUGUCUCCAGCUACAUCUCCUACCAGCAGAAGAAGUUCUGCUUCAGCAUCCAGCAGGGACUUAAUGCGGAGUAUGUGAAAGGAGAAAACAUGGAAGCUGUUGUAAGCGAGGAACCCCAAGUUAAAUAUUCAGUACUGCAAACACAGUCAGCAGAACCACCAAAACAAGACAGUGCGAAGAUUUAAAAGCGUGACUUGGGGCUAGAAAGGAAUCAGUCAGCAGCAAACGGAGAUCUUACAUGCUUGUAAUUUAGCUUAUUAUUUAAUUUGACUCCAAAGCUAUUUAAUGUGUACUUAGGCUUGAACUGGCUUCUUACUGCUCUAGGCUUUAGGGUUAGAGUGGUAGCAUUUGUGUACUUUUUUGUAAAGAGGUUUUAUGUUUACAGCAAAGUCAUAGUGUAGGUUUCAUGUCCAGUUGUAUGCAAACCAAACAGAUGGUGCUUCAGUAGUGGUCAGUUUUAAUUAAGGGACAAGGUCUUUUUUGAGGAGUUGAAGAGCUUACAGGAUUGAGGACAGUGAAGUGCCUGUACAUAGCAAUCCAAAGCAAACCAUACAAAGACUUGUGCCCCCCACCCAGAAGGAAAUGAUCAGCAACCUACUGUGCCUCUUAGAUGUGCACAAGUCUAUGGGACUAGAUGGGAUCCACCCGAGGUUAACUUAAGGAGCUGGCAGAUGUGCUCACCAAGCCACUCACCAAUAUCUGUCAACAGUCCUGGCUAAGUGGGCAGGUUCCAGUUGACCGGAGGCUAGGUAAUGUGACAUCCAUCUACGAGAAGGGCCAAAAGGAUGAUCCAGGGAACUACAGACCUGCCACUCUGACCAUGGUGCCAGGAAAUGUCGUGGAGCAGUUCAUCGUGAGUGCCGUCACACAGCACUGACACCACAGCCAGGCAAUCAGACCCAGUCAGCACGGGUUUAUGGAAGGCAGGUCCUGCCUGAUCUGAUCUCGCUCUACAGCACGGAGAUGCACCUACUGGAUGCGGGAAGUGCCACGGACAUUGUCUACCUGGACUUAAGUAAAACCUUUGACUGUCUACCUGCGUUGGCCCUGAAACUAAAACUGUGUGCUUGGAUGUUUUCAAGGGCAGGUGCAGAUCUCAUUCUCACUAGAACAAAUAACAGAUUGAAUGAGCAAGAAAAUAAAGUAGGUGUCUGUUACAACCUGUAACGUUCACCUCCACAAGAGAGGUCAAGCUUAGCAAGAUGCACUCUGACAUCUGAGGCAGCAAAAGGAUACAAAGCUUCAGCCUUUGUGUCACUUGCUAACCUCUGAAAGAGGCAAAAUCUCCUGACAGAAUGCUCCAUUGCUGUCCUGCAACCUUCUGGGAAGCACUGACACCACCACCUAGAUCCCUGUGAGCAAGAACUCACACAAGCCUCCUCAGUGCUGCAGAACCAGUAGUAUCAAGACCUGACCUUCAUUGCCUUGCAAGAAUUUGUGUUUAUGUUUUUAAUUCCUCCCCAACCCUUUUUUAUCACUGCUCAAUUCUGACACUGCCACUUUCUGCUACAUUUACCCUAAUCAAUAAUUGCCUGAAAAGCAUGCUCUUCAGUGAAGGAAAAUUCACUUCCUAAGGUGUAAAAGGUACUCACUGUUUAUAUAUAAACCUGAAAUGUUUGCAUUUUUGUACUGUUUUGCAAAUCCCACAUUGUGUGAGUGUAUAUAUAUUUAAAAGAAAUGCUUUUCAGUUUGAAGUACAAAUUCACACUUUUCAGGUAGACACAACUUACAGAAGGCCUGGCCAGGAGGUGAAUCAGCCUAGGAGCAUCACUGCCUAAUAGCUCCAUUUGAAAGGAAAUUGCCUAGUAGCAUGGUUAAGUAUUUUGCAAUAGCUGCACAAUUCUUUCUGCUCUUUCUAACACUUGCAUUUUUAAAGCCUUACACUAGCUCUGGCAGAACAGCCACGGAGUUGCAAGGGAGAUGAGUUCUAGGGAUAAAUAGUGCCUCACCUAUUCAGAACACAACAAUACUGCUAUAAACUACUGCUGCUUUGCUCUAUGAAUGUGCUGGGAUUAGAAAACAAACAAAAAAGAAGUAGUUAUCGGUGAAGAUAGAGCUGGGAUGCACUUUUUGUUUGCUUACUUCCAGAGAAGGGUUUUCAUGGGGGAGGGACUCGGCUCACCUGCGGAGGGUUAGCUCUUAAACUGCUACAAUAAUCACGUGCAGGAAUAUAGGUGCCUCUGCCAUACAGCGGAGUUUGGCAUCUCCAUUACCAAGUACCAUCUCCUGGUUUUCUUUCUUAGCCAAAUACAUUUGAGAGCUGUAGCAUAAAAAACGUUUUGAGAAGGUUAGUGUAGGUGUUACACCAUUACUAGGAGCCAUUUUCCUGGCUUAGAGCGAGCAAACUCCAUUUCUCCUUUUGCCAGUGAUGGUGUUUUGUGCAGAUGCAGGUCGCUGAGUUUACUGCAUUCACUGUGCCCUCCCUGUUUGCUUAGUGGGCAGUGCAGUGGGGUGUUUACAGCACCUACUCCUCCUCUGGGAAACUCUUACACAGGAACAGAGGAGAAACAGAUGGAAUUCACCAAAAACAAACAAGCCCAAAGCAACCCACAACCCCCAAACCAGAUUUCACUUAUUCUUUAGAAGCUAGAAGUCCUCCUUUCCCCAGGGCCUUUUCUAUGACUUUGGUGAACAUUUAAUGCCUCAGUGUUAAUUUCUAUGUAUGAGGACAGCCAAAAAUGCCCAGUGAAAGGGAGUACUUCUUCCAAGGUGUACAGUACCAGAAUUCAAGAUCUCUUUCUCUAGGAUUUCAAAUAGGCAAAUAUGAACAAAUACUUCACUUGAAGAAAUGAAACCACCUGGGUCUUCUCUUCAGAACUGGACAAAAGUUUUAACAUCUAAAUGUCAGUGCAGGUUUAAACUGAUUGCAGUUUGUUGCAGUUUGUCUCCUUCUUCAUCUGAAUUGUCAGAGCAGUCUCCAAGAAAUAGAGUUCCUACCGUCUAAUGUACCUUAGGCAUUACAGCAAGGGAGAAGACUCCUCUGUAUUUUCCUAGUAGUGACCCAAGCUCUGAAACACCUGACCUAGAACUAACCUUUCCCUCUAAUUUAAUUAGUAACUCUUCUCUUUCAGUUGGGAUAUGGAAUUUUAAAUCCUGCAUUUAGGUUUUGUACACCUGGUGUGAACUUCCUCGUCCUUUGUAAGCAAAGGCCACGAAAGACUGGAAAACUGGGAUGAUUUGAGUCCAAAAAUAACGUAUCUACAUGCAGCUCUCCUGAGAGCUUAGGUGCUACCUGUGCUGCGAGCUCUUUUUACUAUCACGUCUCCCUUCAACUUAACUAAAGCUGGUUUUAAUAAAACUAUUCCCUAAAGGUUUCUCAAUUACAGAGAGAGCAAAGAAUUGGAAGGAUUUAACUAGCUCAUUUCCUGUUGGUGAUUCUGUCUAUUCCUUGCGUUUUCCUUUGGCACUACUGUAGCAGUUUCUCUGAGUUUUGGCAAUACCAUAGCUGUUUCUUCCUUUCAGGUUCUUCAGUUGAGAAUACUGGCAUGAAUUUCAGAUUUUUUUUGGCACUACAGACUCAAGUCCUUUUCAUGCAACCCCACUAAUGAACUCUUACAAGUGCUGCAUUGUUGUUCUUUACUCAUUUGUUGUGGCAGAAGUGGAAUUAGGUCAUAAUACCAUUUCAAAUUCCAAAGAAGUAAGGUGAGCCGACAGGUUAAGGCUUUUAAAAUCUGCUUCUGCAACAAAGGAGGUUCAGGAACAUACAAAGUUCAGAAAAAAAGGUGUGAAAUUAGAGAAUCUUUGUCAUUUUACUUACAAGCAAGGCCUACUGUUUGUUGAUGCAGAAGUGAUCUACAUCAAAUGAAAGUUCGGCGUUGCGCUGUAAGAAAGUAAUUUUGCUAAAUGUAUGUAAGGGUCAUGGGGUGAAAGUCAGAAUUUGACUACCAAUGGAAAAUGCCAAAUAAAACAAGUUGGUUACUAAGACA